AUGAGAUUCUUCACCCUCUUUCUCGCCUUCUUCGUCGCCUUCACCUCGGCUAAAGACCACAAACAAAAGCCUCACACCACCCUCACUACUAAAGUGGUCGUCACAAGGGUCCAAGGAUUCACCGCCACAGCCGCUAAUCUGAAAGACCCACGCUGCAAGAAUAACGCCGACUGUGGUAGUGGCACAUGUCUGAAGGGCAUCUGCAUAGAUGACAGCGCGAGCCCACCGGCACCCAAAAAGAAAGACGGGCUGGUUACCGUCGAGGACUUCCUCCCGCCUGGUGAGCACUAUCGUCGUGACUCCGGCAGAAAGUGCAAAACAAACAAUGAUUGCGCCAAGGACAAGGAACGCCCAUGGUGCGGCAUGCAGGACCGCUGCGUGGCGUCCAGGCCCGAGGGCACUGACUGCCAUAUGGAUACCAAUUGCGACACGGGGUAUCGUUGUUUCAAAGCGCGAUGUAUCUCCAACGAGCAGCAUGUUGGUCGCGAUGCGCCGCUGCCGGCAAGGACGCCAGCUCCGGUGAAGGCGCCCGAACCGGUGGAAAGUUUGGCUCCGGAAGAGGGAGAGAUUGUGAUGGCCCUGGGCGAUGGGUAUAGCGAGCCUGACGAGUUUACUGGCCAGCUGAACGUCAAGACAAGAAAGAGAAUGUCUCACAUCGCCAAGUCGCAGCUGCUCGGGGAAGCGGAUGAUGGAAGUGACGACAAGGGAUGUGCGAGUUCAGACUAA
Molecule: messenger RNA, 726 nt
Organism: Aspergillus steynii IBT 23096
Lineage: Eukaryota; Fungi; Ascomycota; Eurotiomycetes; Eurotiales; Aspergillaceae
Exons: 2
Coding region: 1-726 (241 amino acids)
Source: RefSeq, a predicted model, not a curated record